Messenger RNA from Rubroshorea leprosula, 1268 nucleotides. NCBI's taxonomy places the organism in Eukaryota, Viridiplantae, Streptophyta, Magnoliopsida, Malvales, Dipterocarpaceae. The record is from the annotation of a GenBank genome assembly.
GUAAAGAGAAAUCCAAGACUGAGCAGCGACUAACAAUGGGAGAAAUCGACCCUGCUUUCAUCCAAGACCAAGAACACAGAGCCAAACUCUCACCCAUUGAAGCUGAAGGGAUUCCCUUGAUUGAUCUCUUGCCACUGACAACUUCACUUGACAACACUGACGGCCUCAUUUCUGAGAUACGUGAUGCGUGCCAAAACUGGGGAUUCUUCCAAGUGAUCAACCAUGGCGUGCCUCUGGAGAAGCGCCAGAGGAUUGAAUAUGCGGCUAGAAAAUUCUUUGCUCUGCCGUUGGAGGAGAAGAGGAAGGUGAGGAGAGAUGAGGUGCAGGUUUUGGGGUACUACGACACGGAACAUACUAAGAACGUUAGGGACUGGAAGGAAGUUUUUGAUCUGGGUGUGGACGAUCCGAUUCGGGUUCCAGCAUCCACUGAUCUUGAUGAGAAGGAAGUAAUUGAGUGGCAUAAUAAGUGGCCUGAAUACCCACCAGAAUUAAGGGAGGCAUGCGAAGAAUAUGCAGAGGAAGUGAGUAAGUUAUCCCACAAAUUGCUGGAACUCAUUGCCCUGAGCCUAGGCUUACCGGCAGACAGGUUUCAUGGCUUCUUCAAGGAACGAACAACCUUCAUCAGACUCAAUCAUUACCCACCCUGCCCUGUUCCUCACCUGGCUCUCGGUGUCGGCAGACACAAGGAUUCUGGUGCUCUGACUGUUCUUGCUCAGGACGAUGUUGGCGGACUAGAAGUGAAGCGGAAAUCAGAUGGAGAGUGGAUUGGGGUCAAGCCCACACCAAAUGCUUAUAUCAUCAACGUUGGGGACAUCAUUCAGGUUUGGAGCAAUGAUAUGUACGAGAGUGUGGAGCAUAGGGUGAUGGUGAACUCCGAGAGGGAAAGGUUUAGUAUUCCAUUCUUCUUCAAUCCAGCUUCUUACACAAUGGUGAAGCCAUUGGAAGAGCUGAUCGACAAGCAGAAUCCAGCGAGAUACAUGGCGUACAGCUGGGGAAGGUUUCUUGCUACUAGAACAAGCGGUAACUUCAGGAAGCUUAAUGUGGAGAACCUCCAAAUCCAACAUUUCAGGAUAUCAGAUUCAAAGUUAGCAACUGCUUAGAAGGGUAACAGAAGUCCAUCAUCAUGUGAGUGAAUAAUUCCAUGCUUCCUUUGAGAUUGAGUUGCCCCUGCCUGGUUUAAAAGAAAAUGUUAUGGUUAUAAAUAAAUAAUGGACAACAGAAUUAUGUAUGAUGUAAUUUUAGCGGGAAAAUAAAAUGCAGUUAGUCAU